This is a messenger RNA of Tetrahymena thermophila SB210, 1216 nucleotides long. Its product is annotated as cyclic nucleotide-binding domain protein, putative. Gene Ontology annotation, biological process: activation of GTPase activity; nucleocytoplasmic transport. Gene Ontology annotation, cellular component: cytosol; nucleus; perinuclear region of cytoplasm. NCBI's taxonomy places the organism in Eukaryota, Ciliophora, Oligohymenophorea, Hymenostomatida, Tetrahymenidae. The transcript is spliced from 9 exons. The annotation marks the transcript as partial. The record is from RefSeq and is a predicted model, not a curated record. Gene Ontology annotation, molecular function: small GTPase binding; GTPase activator activity.
AACUAAUUAAAAACAAUAAAGCUCUUUUUUCUUUUUCUUUUUAUUGUGCUUGCUUUAUUUUGUUCUUUAUUUGUUAAUUUGGCUCAUCAUUUUAUUUUCAACUUUUGCUUUUAUUAUUAAUUAAUUAAUCUUAUUAUUUCAUAUUUUUUCUUCAUUUUUUCCUUCUAAUUAACUAUUUAUUGAUAUAUUUUUUAUUCAAUAUUUAAAAAGUGAAAAUUAAAUUGGUGAUGAAGGUGCAUAAGGCUUAGGUUCUGGUUUAGCAAAUUGCAUUAAUCUCUCAAAUUUGACACUUGACCUUAGUUGGAAUGAAAUUGGUGCAAUGGGUGCAUCAGGCUUAGGUUCUGCUUUAGCAAAUUGCAUUAAUCUCUCAAAUUUGACACUUUACCUUUGUUUCAAUAAAAUUGGUGAUAAAGGUGCAUCAGGCUUAGGUUCUGCUUUAGCAAAUUGCAUUAAUCUCUCAAAUUUGACACUUGACCUUGGUUUCAAUAAAAUUGGUGAUAGAUAAGAUAAGAUAAGAUAAACUCGCACACAUAAAUGCACUCAGAAAUACAUCUUAAAAGUAAUUAUAAUUUAUAAUAAGUGUUUAAAAUUGGUUUUUGGUUUGAUAGUUUUCUCGAAAACCCCCCUUAUUUUAGACACUGUUUAUGAUUUAAAAAUUGGUGAUAAAGGUGCAUCAGGCUUAGGUUCUGCUUUAGCAAAUUGCAUUAAUCUCUCAAAUUUGACACUUUAGCUUGAUUGGAAUGAAAUUGGUGCAAUGGGUGUAUCAGGGUUAGGUUCUGCUUUAGAAAAUUGUAUUAAUCUCUUAAAUUUGACACUUAAGCUUGAUGAAAAUUAAAUUGGUGAUGAAGGUGCAUCAGGCUUAGGUUCUGCUUUAGCAAAUUGCAUUAAUCUCUCAAAUUUGACACUUUACCUUUGUUCUAAUUAAAUUGGUGCAAUGGGUGCAUCAGGCUUAGGUUCUGCUUUAGCAAAUUGCAUUAAUCUCUCAAAUUUGACACUUGACCUUCGUUCUAAUUAAAUUGGUGUAAUGGGUGCAUCAGGCUUAGGUUCUGCUUUAGCAAAUUGCAUUAAUCUCUCAAAUUUGACACUUGACCUUGGUUAGAAUGAAAUUGGUGCAAUGGGUGCAUCAGGCUUAGGUUCAGCUUUAGUAAAUUGCAUUAAUCUCUCAAAUUUGACACUUUAGCUCGAGUAAAAACAGUUUAUUUGUUUUGGAUUUUGA